CAUUGGUCAUGUGAUGCCUGUUCGGAAAGCACAGACCAUGUGAUCGUGUCUCACAGAAUGCUGAGUCGAACUUACAAACUCUGCCUAAGCCUGUAGACACGAGAAGAUAGAUUGCAAAGAAACUGAAUCUUUAAAGAAUGUAGAGAAACAGGUGUGGAAGAUACAAGAAACAGAAAACGAAAGCGUUAGGCUGUACAUCAGCUCUAAAAAAAAAUACAGGCUGUUAUUCGCUGUACAUUACUCAGUAUUUUAUUUGAUGGUGUCCUGGGCAAAACGUCUGGAUUCUGUGGUGUCAGGUUGUUGGAAUGCAGAGAUUUUGGAAGAACAGGGAACCAUGGUUGAAGUGGACCGGAUACCUUUGUUUACGGGAAUGUCUUGGACUGUUUCCUGGGAAUUGGAAUGCAUCUUGGAGGGGGAACAUUGUGGGAUUUUUACAGCUGCACCAGAAACUAAAGUUCUGGAGGUUGCCACAGGGGGUCGGCAGAGCGUGGGGUAUGAGUCAUGACAUCUGUGGUGCUCGUAGACAGUGGAGGAGCUGUGCUGGAGUACGUCACUGCAGUGGAUGACCAUUUACCGGAGGAAGGAGUGUGUGAGAUUGAGGGGGAAAUGGAAGGAGAAGUGGAGGGGGAAGUUGAGUAUCCUGCAGUGAUCGUGGAGCCGGUACCCAGCGGGCGGAUGGAGCAGGGAUUCUCUGCUCAGGUGCUGGUUUAUGAUGAUGAGACCUACCUUAUGCAGGGUGUAGCCGAAGAGCAGGAGGUGGAGACAGAAGUGCUGGAGACAGUGGAAGCAUCAGUUCAUGGCUCAAUUGUGCAUUGCUCAGACAAAACCAUUGAGGCUGCAGAAGCUCUUCUGCAUAUGGAUUCUCCCUCCAGCUUACGUGGAGACCGGAGCCCAGAGGUCUUCGUGCCUCCAUGUGUCAACACUUCCGAGUUCCUGCACGCCGCCAUGCGACCCGACGUGCUGACAGAGACCGUGGUAGAGGUCAGCACGGAGGACUCCGAGCCUAUGGAGAUGGUCACAGUUUUUCAGGAACCCGAAGUGAUGGAGACAGAACCCGCUAAGAGAAGAAAAUCCGGGCGGAAACCCAAACCCCAUCACAUUUCAAACGGAUCUCCAGAUCUGGGCAUCAAGAAGAAGUCUAGAGAAGGAAAAGGAAGCACGUAUCUUUGGGAGUUUCUAUUGGACCUGCUGCAGGAUAAGAACACCUGUCCCAGAUACAUCAAGUGGACCCAGCGGGAGAAAGGCAUCUUUAAAUUAGUGGACUCUAAAGCUGUGUCAAAGCUGUGGGGCAAACACAAGAACAAGCCGGAUAUGAAUUAUGAAACCAUGGGCAGAGCGCUUAGGUAUUACUAUCAGAGAGGAAUCUUGGCUAAAGUAGAAGGUCAGAGGUUGGUGUACCAGUUUAAGGAAAUGCCUAAAGACAUUGUAGUCAUCGAUGACGAAAAGUGUGACCCUGGUGAUGACAUAAGUGGUGAGAAGACCUACGAGCGUGUUCCUCCUUCAUCUGACACUCACAUGUUGACUACUGACCUCUCCAAAUCUCCGGCCAUCUUGAGAGGUGGUGGUAGGACUUUGGUCCAUCCAGGCUCUCCAAAUGCCAAAUCUGCGCUCGCGGCAUCUCCCAUUCAGCGUAUUGUAACGGUCUCCGCCACACCGGACUCAACGUCCCAUACCAUCAUCUCCAAUGCCAGUGCACCCAGGACUGUGCGGGUUGCUAUGCAAGUGCCGGUCGUCAUGACGAAUUCUUUGGGACAGAAGAUCUCCACGGUGGCCGUGCAGUCCGCAAAUCCGUCGAUCCUCACCACGGCACCCACCAACACCGGCACAAACGCACCCAAAGUCUUGUUUCAGACCAUGCCAACAAUGGUGCCCGCCACAGCAGAGAACGGCGACAAGAUCACAGUUCAACUCGCUAAGAUAAUCACCAUUCCCGCUUCCCAGCUAACGCAGUGCCAGCUUCAGGGCAAACCUGGCAGCCCCACAGGCAUCAAUUUGAUGGGCGCUCCCCUCGCCGUCCGAGCCCUCACACCCGUGUCUAUGGCGCCAGGCACGCAGGUGGUCAGACUGGCAAUGCCUGCCCACCACAGUCCAGGUCAGACGAAGACACAGGUCCCCAUUUCAAUCCAGACGCAAGCUCAACUCCCAUUCUCCGUCCAGACGGCAUCCCAUCAAAGCCCGGCACAGGUCACGAUACCCACUUCGGCUUCUGUUCAGAAUCAAGUGUCAGCUCCAGUUCAGAUCCAGAUUCAACAGAGCAAGGUUUCUCCGAGACCAAGGAGUACCGAUUCCAAACCGGACAGCACUUUGAUGGACCGGGUGAUCGUGGUCCAAACGGGACCUGAGCAGGACAAUCCCACACGAGUAGAAGUGGUGGAAGAUUCAAAACCACAGUUUGAAGCAGUGAAAGCAGAGAGCUGAGGAGCGAAGCAUCGUCAGACACGUACUUACACCGGUUACUAUUCAAUCACACGCUGGGUGUUUUUGUACCCCGUACUAAACUAACUGGAGAUAAUUGUACAGUUUUAGUUUCAUUGUAUAAAAUAUCACCAGGUAAAAACUCAACAAGCAGGCAUUGUGGCAAAGACUGCAUCAGCGCCGCAAUUCGCACAUCAUGUGGAUAAAAUCGACGUAAACGUCAAAGAAUUAUUGAAUAUCUGUUGUUUCAAUUAUGAAUUGGUAUAGGGACCAAUGUAAAGAUCACUACAGUUCUCCGACGAUAUUUUCGACACUAACCCUUAAACAGAACACUAGAGUAGAUAGUAAAGUCGAAAAGUAAAUGUGAACUUUCGAGGGAGUGUAAAUUUGACUUUUUAUAACUUGUAUAAAGAAUUUUUUCUUUUACGUUUAAAAUUAUAACGCGAAACCAGCAGUUUCAUUUGAAGAUCACUGUGAACGCGCGCGGUUCUGCCGGCGUGCUGCCGUUUCACAGGAACUUUGAGUCGAUUCUUCCUCCACUUGUACUAAGGGAAGAAAUUAAAUGAACUUUGUAUAUAUGAAUUAUACAGUUUACUGAAUUUAUAAACAAUGCAGCCUUAGAAUCGUAUUUUUUUCGGUCUUGUUUUUUUUAAGUCAAACUUAUUAAGCUUAUGUUGUGUUAAUCUCUUGUUUUUCCCACACGUCGUACCGAGCACAGUAUUAUUGGCAAACAACCUUUUUGUAGUCCAUUUUUGAAGCUUUUGGACAAAAACAGUCCGUACCAUUUGAUUCAUUGGUGUCCCAAGUCUGUGGCAAUUUGUUGUCACUGAAGUACAGUAAAAGGUCAAGGCAGCAUGCACCCUCACUGCAAAUACAGACGUUUCUUGCGCAUUUUCUUUUUUCAUUCGCUUGUUAUUACUCCUUUAGAGAGGGAGAACCGAGAUGUUUGUGUUCAGAAUAAUCUAGUUUGUAUAUUCAACAUUUGAAGUAUAUUCUAUUUUGUUGUACUCUUGUUUCAAAGUGUACUCAAGUAGAUUUUACUCGAAUAUAAAAAGUAUUCAUGACAUUUGA
Messenger RNA from Misgurnus anguillicaudatus (oriental weatherfish), 3486 nucleotides. RefSeq names its product E74-like factor 2b (ets domain transcription factor) (gene elf2b). Lineage: Eukaryota; Metazoa; Chordata; Actinopteri; Cypriniformes; Cobitidae. Gene Ontology annotation, molecular function: DNA-binding transcription factor activity, RNA polymerase II-specific; sequence-specific DNA binding. The record is from RefSeq and is a predicted model, not a curated record. Gene Ontology annotation, biological process: cell differentiation; regulation of transcription by RNA polymerase II. Gene Ontology annotation, cellular component: nucleus.